Molecule: messenger RNA, 2121 nt
Organism: Hippoglossus stenolepis (Pacific halibut)
Lineage: Eukaryota; Metazoa; Chordata; Actinopteri; Pleuronectiformes; Pleuronectidae
Gene: six3a
Product: SIX homeobox 3a
Exons: 2
Coding region: 292-1176 (294 amino acids)
Biological process (GO): regulation of transcription by RNA polymerase II; eye development; brain development
Cellular component (GO): transcription regulator complex; nucleus
Molecular function (GO): DNA-binding transcription factor activity, RNA polymerase II-specific; RNA polymerase II cis-regulatory region sequence-specific DNA binding
Source: RefSeq, a predicted model, not a curated record
GCGUGCUGCACAAGUGGUGAAAGCCUCGCGCUACGUACUGGCUAAUGAUUGGCACGCUUGACAGUGAUUGGCAGGGCUGCCAUGACAACGCUACAACGACACCAAGAAGACCAAUAGAAAAGGGAAACAAAAUGUUUCAAUGCUACACUCAACGGCGGAUUUAGGGGGGAGAUAUUAUGAGGCUGGUGUCAUUAGGCGAUAGCCAUUGAAUCAUUCAAUCUUUUUUACUUGCCGUAUUUUUUCGGUUUUUCCUUUUUCUCGAUAAUUUUCUUUCUCUCUCAGGUCAUUUCCAUGGUUUUCAGAUCCCCUUUAGAGCUUUAUCCCUCCCAUUUCUUCCUGCCAAACUUCGCUGAUCGCCCUCUGCUCCUGGCGAACAGCGCUCCAACCACCAGGUCUCCAGAAGACUUGUCCAUGUUUCAGCUACCGACCCUCAACUUCUCCCCGGAGCAGGUGGCGAGCGUCUGCGAGACGCUGGAGGAGACCGGGGACAUCGAACGGCUGGGCCGCUUCCUCUGGUCCCUGCCGGUGGCUCCGGGAGCGUGCGAGCAGAUCAACAAGCACGAGUCCAUCCUGCGCGCCCGGGCCGUGGUGGCGUUCCACACGGGGAAUUUCAGAGACCUCUACCACAUCCUGGAGAACCACAAGUUCACCAAGGACUCGCACGGCAAACUGCAGGCCAUGUGGCUGGAAGCACACUAUCAGGAGGCCGAGAAGCUGCGCGGUCGUCCCCUCGGACCGGUCGAUAAGUACCGGGUGCGGAAGAAGUUUCCGCUGCCUCGGACCAUCUGGGACGGCGAGCAGAAGACGCACUGUUUCAAAGAGCGGACACGGAGCCUGCUGAGGGAGUGGUACCUUCAGGACCCCUACCCAAACCCCAGCAAGAAAAGGGAACUGGCUCAAGCCACUGGACUCACUCCCACACAGGUCGGAAACUGGUUUAAAAACCGGAGGCAACGAGACAGAGCCGCGGCAGCCAAAAACAGGCUCCAGCACCAAGCAAUAGGACCGGGCGGUAUGAGGUCCCUCUCGGAGGCCGGGCUCACCCCUCACAGCUCGGCGGAGUCGCCCUCGACCGCGGCCAGUCCCACCACCAGCGUUUCCAGUAUGACAGAGAGAGUUGAUACCGGGACGUCCAUCCUGUCCGUCACAUCCAGUGACUCGGAGUGCGAUGUAUGAUACGGAGAGGGGGGGGAGAGAAAAACAACAACAAACAAAAACAAAAACACACACAGAAACAAACAAAAAGAGAAAUAUUUACAGGGAAAAUGGACCUGAGAGGAAGAAAAAAAGACUUAUGAAAUAUCGCGGAUGAAAAAAGGACCGAUUGAUAUAAAUAUUAAAAUAAAAAAGAGAUAAAAGCACGUCGUUUUUUUUUUUUUUUAUUAAAAGCGCUUUCAAAGGACCCACGCCUCCCCCUCCUCUUCAUACCCCCACACCACCACCACCACCACUACUACUAGACUACUUGCAUGAUGUCUUCUAUUUUUAUUUUUUUAUUUUGUAUUCAGGGACAACAACCUGAAUGCAAGAUUCUCCAUCAGGAACAUCGAUCAGAGGGAAUAAAAACACAUCGUCUUGGUGUCUUCGUCGCUUUUUAUUUUUUGUUCUCUCCAUCUCUAGUCCAAGUGAUGAUGAUGAUUGUGAUGAUCAUGAUGAUGAUGAUGAUGAUGAUGAUGAUUGAUGAUGAUGAUGAUGAUGAUGAUGAUGAAGCAGCCGCCAUGCAGACCAGAUGCAAUCCUGUUUUUACGUUUGUGUUCAUCAGACAAUCAUUUUAAGUCGUAAGCACCUUUUUUAAAAAUACACUUCUGUCACUGCCUGUGUGGGGUAACAUGGUCAAAAGAAAAAAAAAAGAAAAAAGAAAAUGUCGAACGGAAUCGUUUAUGACUGUAUCAGAUUUUUAUUUUUAUUUUCAAAAUUUUAUAUUGAAUUAUGUAUAUCUCAAAUAAUGCGAUCAUUCUCCCGGACUGUAAUAUACGUGUAGAAAUAUGCUUGUACAUAAUUAUUGCUCUCAAUCUCCUCUUCCUCCUCUUCCUCCUUCUCCUCCUCGUCUCAUCCUCUUUUCUAUCCCUCCCUCACUUUUCUUGACUUGGUGUUCCUACAUAAAAUAUUUGUCAAAACUUA